CCCGGGGUCACGACCCGAGCCGAAGGCAGACGCCCAACGACUGAGCCACCCAGGCGCCCUAAACGAAGUAGUUUUGGGUCAUUAUACAUGUUUGGGUUUAAAUGUUGCAGUAAUAGUCUGCCACAGCUGAUACAAGUUGGGUAAAAAUAAAUUUCGGGUACGUACCGCUCUAUCAUUAUGAAUUGCAUUUUACUGCAUUUUUAACACACAGUAGGAAUCCAUAAUUCAGCGCUGGUACCACAGCUCAAGGAGCCAGGAUCUUCUUUCUUCUUGUCCCUCUAUCCUUAACUGUGGCUUUUGUCUCCAAGGACACAGGCAUUGGAUCUGUAUUGCGGGCCAGACAAAGGGGACAGCUCAAAGGGGGAAACCAGCUGCGUCUUUCCAGUUCGUGAAGCUCUCCUAGGAAUGCCACCGGGGUCAUCUGGGACAAGCAUCAUGGCCACCCCAGGAGCUGGACCGGGCCAUGUGCUGACCUCUAUAUGCAACGGGGUCAAGGUUCUGUUAGUAAGGAUGAAAGGGUGAAGGAUGGAAUGCUUAGGUACGUACAGGACCCACCACGGCACUUUCCUUACGCUGUCUUUAUUAAUUACCCAAAUCCCUUGUGGGAGCUUCUUACAGAUUCAGAUUCCCGUCCUCGUGCCAGCCACAAAGAAUCAGAAUGCCCCUGAAAAUCUGGGACCUGAAAGUCGUUGUCGAGCUACUGAUCUUUGCUCUACCGAGGAUAACCCCUUUUCCUUGUCACCUGGUCUGGUCUGCACGAACUCUUCAAUGGGUUUGUCAUUUCACAACGUUUAGGUGCACUCCAAAAUGUCAUAGGGAGUACCUUCCUCGAUGAACUUGUUUUGAACUUUACAUCGAAAGCAACAACCUUGUAAAAGGACUUCCACGUCUACAGCGACACUCUUCAAACCAUUUUCUCUGCUACUGGAAGAGACAAACACUGCUGGAGAUCAUGAUUUGCAGCUGAAGGUGUGGUUUAUUCCCAGAGCAGCGAAGUGACACUGAGCAGCGACAGGCGAGGGCCAGGGGAGAGCGAUGGGUCAAAAUACCAAAGGUCUGGUCCUAGCUCUACUGUGCAGCUCAGCAAACUCGGGGCAAGCAUUUCUACCCUUUGAUCCUUGUCCGCGCUUAAAUUAUAAACUGGCCUUACACCGAUUCACCUUCCAGAGGGUUAUUAAGAUAAUUAAAUGGGUCGGGGGUAUGUAUACUUUCAAAGGGCAGUAAAGCUCACAGAAAUGUUGUUUUUGUUUACGGGCAAACAGUGACCCGUAUGAACUGUAAGCUCCAGAUCUGGUUGGUAGAAUUAUACAGGUUUCCCGCAUGGUCAAAGCGAGGCAAAACAGUGCAGUCUCAUUAGCCCACAGAUGAUUGGAUCACGGCACCGUGAGAGGAGAGAGGCGGCACAAGUCACAGUGGCAGGCAAAGGAAGGAGUGUCAACCGAGACUCGACAGAGAAGUUGGUCGAGCUUGUUCAAAGGCCCAGUGGCAGGAAACAGCAAUGGCGUGCUUGAGGAAACUGCAAGAAGCUCUGGAUGGAGAGCCUAAGAGGGGAGUCAAACCAGGCAAGACGCUAAGGGCCCUCAUACGUAGGGUAGACCCUCUUGUGGAGGCUCUGAGGAAUCACCGAAGGAUCUCAGGCAUCAUAGUGUAAGCCAAUACCCGAGGAUUCGGAGUUAGGCAGAUCUGACCUAGGACCUUCAUUCUACCACAAGCUGUGGUUUUGGCACAGGAUAAAUGAAGUGACUGGUGGAACAGGGUAGAGAAGCAGAAUCAGGGACAUAGAGAAAGUUGGCAUAUGACAGACAUGGCACGGCUGAUGGCAGGGAAAGCAUGCACCAUUCAAUAAAGGAGGAUGGUACGAUUGUUUUUUCCGUGGGAGGAAAAAAGCAAGUGGAGAAGUAGGAACCACUGUGCACUGCUGGUGGGACUCCUCGAAACUCUUGGGCUCCUUUAACCAACUGAGCCACCCAGGCGCCCUCUUGGGCUCCUUUAAACGCAGCAGAACACAAUCGCACGUGUGCCAGACCCCGGAAUAUUGCCAGCGUCCCUGCUUGUAAGGGCUCUACAGUGGGAAGUAUCCACACGUCCACGGACAAGAAAACGGAUGAACGAGUUGAGGAGUGGUUCCACAGUGGUGUGCGCUCCAGCAGGGAAGACGAAAGCAGGACGGCUCUGCGGAAUAUAGUACAGGCACCGUCAGGGCGCAAUGUUGGGUGAAAAAGGAAGCGGCGGAACACCAGGCAGGAGGCGGUACAGUUUAUUGUACUCCCCAGGCAACACAGCAGGAGGCCAGGACAGCCAAGGAUACGCACACGGGUCUCUAAGACGAAGCAAACCCCGACCAGCCGACCACCCAGAAAACGAACCGUAGAAAACGGAGGGGGUUGGUUGACACAGGACACGCAGCAGGAUGGCUCUUCCUCUGCGAGCGGAGGCAGUGGGUGGGAAGGGCCCCGGGAGGAGACUGCGCAGGAACUGUGAAAAGUGUCCCACGUCGGGAAGGUGGAGGCUUGAGCACCUACGUGGUUCCACACUGCCCGUGCAGGAGAGCUCAGAAGGCACCUCCUCGGGAUGGCGCCGGCUGGCAGGAAGCGCCUGGGCAGAGCCGCGAAGGCCCCGGUGGUGGCUCAGGGUACGGCAGCCCGUGACUCUGGGGGACAAGAGAGAAGAGAGCUGAGGGGGCCGGAGGCUGAAGGUACUGCCUAUCCGACACCUUUUGCAGAUACAGCGCUUGCUGAUGACGCACGCGGGGCAGGCCACCGCUUCGGAGUCCUCGGCGUUGUAAACAGAAACAGUCCACUAACUGAAUACUACGGGGGAAGAAGGCCUUCUGCAGUAACGUUUGAGGAAGAUGUGGGGAAUGAAUUGCAGAACAUGUUGGAAAGAUUUGAAGGUGACAUUAGAAAGCUUCUUUAUGAAAAGAGGAGAAGAUGCAUGAUGGACACCAGAGCUUCUGUCAAAAACAUUAACCAGAAAAUUGAGCGUGUUUGGAAAACCCAGGAAGAGCAAAGGCAGAAGCUUUAUCACGAAUACUGUCAGCAGUUUCUAACUUUGCUUCAAGAGUGGGAUAUAGAUGUGCAGAAAGCCAAGGAAGAAGAGGAAAAACUAGCUAAUAUAUUUCGACAGCAACAAAACGUUCUGCAACACUCUAGAACGGUUCAGAGCCAGAGAAUGCAAGCAAUUAAAGGGUUGUAUGAGCAAUUCUUGAAGAGUGUGGAAGACUUAGAGAAGAAUCGGGAAAAUUUUCUUACUGGUGAACAGAGUGAACUUAGGAAAGAAAUGGCCAUGUUGCAAAAACACCUUAUGAUGGAACAUCAGCAACAAGAGGUGGCAAUUUUUCAAAAGUCUCUUCAUUCUCCGUUAUUUUGAUGACAUUUGAAGAAAGGACUAAGUAACCUGAUAACUGUGGUCUAACAAUUCUAGUUUAAAUGAUUACAUCUUGUUACUCAUUGGCUUGUUUGAGUGCAAGGCCCUCUUUCUGUGUAAACCCAAGUGAGACCUAAACAGUUAUGUGAGUAGCAGUAAUUCCAAAGUUAUAUGCAGGAAACGUUCAGACCUUUGGUAGUAAUGGUGACUUUUUCUCCCUAACACUGUCAAUUAAAUUUUAGCAAGAAAGAUGAUUUACAUUUAAGUUUGCUUCAGCGAAUCUGGACCAGUCCCCAAAGAUAGAAAGUACAAUCAUAGAGGGUUACGUUGCUCUUUCUGAAAGAAAAGAAAUAAUGAAAGAAUACACCCUUUUGCAUAUACUCAUUAAGUUAAAGAACCAAUUCUAAGGAAAAUAAGAUUUGAAGUACAAUCUACUCCACAGAAGUACAAAAUUUAUUAAAAGCGACUUAAGUUUGUGCCCCAGAAUAAAUGAAACUGCUUAAAGUCAUUAAGACAACUGAGUAAGAUAUGUAAAUGUCGACUUGUGAGACAUGGAGUUGUGAAUAUGCCAUUCCCACCAAAAAAAUUAAAAUGUCAUUUAAUUGAUUUGGGUCCACUAUUAAAUGACACCUGCCCUUAGCAUUGAUUAAAAGUAUUUUAUUAACAUAUACAUGUACUUGGUUACCUGUGGUUUAAAUAUUUCAUGCCUAUCUUUAGAGAUUAAUUACCUAGAAAGUUUUGUUUUGCAAGUUUGAUAUUCAGUGAGUAUAUGGAAAGUUGAUUGUAUGCUCAUCUAAAAACGUUAACAAUUCAUUCUCACGCCUUGUCUUUUCUGGUGCACUUUUUACAUGCAAAACCACGUGAAAUUUUCAACUGGAAACAUUUGAUUUCACAAGCAUGAAGUUGUUUGAGAAUUAGUUUGGAAUAAAUCGGCUAGAUGUAUUCUCUUUCUAAGUUACUGAAAUUCCUUUCAUGAAUCGUUCAGAACAACAACAACAAAAAUACUCCCGUUUGGAGGAGAGGACUGUCUUUCUCCUGUUUUUCUGUAUGUUUGAUAUUUUAAUUAUGGCCGCUAGAGCCCACUCUUCUAUUUGUUUUAUGGUUUUCCCUGUUUUUAAAGUAAGCCCAAACAUACUUUUUUUCGAACUUCUAACUUAUUUUUUUUUCUCUUUCUUUCUUUCUUUCUUUCU
Mirounga angustirostris (Northern elephant seal) is the source of this 4556-nucleotide messenger RNA. RefSeq names its product synaptonemal complex protein 3-like. Lineage: Eukaryota; Metazoa; Chordata; Mammalia; Carnivora; Phocidae. Gene Ontology annotation, cellular component: synaptonemal complex. Gene Ontology annotation, biological process: meiotic cell cycle; spermatid development. The record is from RefSeq and is a predicted model, not a curated record. The coding region runs from base 2572 to 3369 and encodes 265 amino acids. The transcript has 9 exons.